Messenger RNA from Astrephomene gubernaculifera, 507 nucleotides. NCBI's taxonomy places the organism in Eukaryota, Viridiplantae, Chlorophyta, Chlorophyceae, Chlamydomonadales, Astrephomenaceae. The record is from the annotation of a GenBank genome assembly.
GGUGUCGUACAUGGCGCCCGAGUACCUGGACAACCGGCUGGGCACGUGCUCGGAUGUGUAUUCCUUCGGCGUGCUGCUGUGGCACAUGUACACCGGCAGGUCGCCCUUCGCCGACUGCAGAUAUGAGGCCCAAGUGGCGGUGGGGGUGCUGUCAGGGGAGCUGGCGCUGGAGUGGCCCGCCGCCACCCCGGCCCCGCUGCUGCGGCUGGGCCAGGCAUGCUGCCGCCGGGAGCCCGCCGAACGGCCCUCGGUGCAGGAGGUUCUGUCCGCGCUGUCGCACAUGGAGGCCCACAUCCACCACCUGGCGGACACUACCGCUGCCACCGCUGCCACUGCUGCCGCCAUUGAUGCCCGAGCACCGGCGACGGCCCCCCAGCAUGCCUGCCACCGGCCCGCCAGCCUGCCCUCCCACGCACCCCACCUCGGCGCCGGUGGCGGCGACUGCGGUGCUGCCGCCCUCAGCGGCCCCCGCGGCGGCGGUAGCACUGGUGGAGGGGAAACAGCCCC